AAUGUGUAAGGAUGGACCGCGUGUAGACUCGUGCGUCGCUCGUGUGUCGCUGCGUGUAGUGCGUACCCUACUCAGUUGCGUCCACAGCACGCACUAGAAUAGCCGCAAGCGCUUCCCGCUCGUCGUGGCUCGUUUACUUCGUGAACUGUUACUACAUAAACGGUCAUAGAAUUGUGUAAUCCCGUCUCGUACGUCAUUUAAAUUUGUGACGACCGGUAUGGUCAAUUUUAUUAAUUUCCUAAUUUUGUUGUUCAUUUAAACUCCGGUUCAGUUUUAUAGCAGAGCUUGUGUCGGCGGCUAGUGUUUUGCUCUACGUGUGUGCUUUUAACUUUAACUUUUUUUUAUCGUAACGCACACUGACAUGUGAUACCGGUGAUAAGCGAAGUGUCGAACGAGAUAAGGUGUUUAGUAAUAUUAGCAUUCUAUACCAAUGUAAACGUAGCUUAGUUGAUUGCAUAAAGUGUUUUCUUAAUUAUAAACCUAGUGAUCUAAUUUGAAACAUAAUGUGUAUAUGAGUGAUGCGCCAGCGCCGGUAUAAGUGUAACGCUGGGCCUAUUUUCGUAGCACGGAAAUAAGAGCGGCAAAAGGAGCAAAAAGCUAUGUCUGCUUGAAAAACUUGAGGACGUUGUGUUGAGUGUAUUUCUGUCUGUUGUGGGCCGAUGUAUACAAUCGCUUAGUGAUUCCGUGUUUACUCUACUAAAAUGAAGAAACGAACGAUAUCGAAGUUAAAAUCAUUGUUUGGUUCUAAGAAAGGUAAACGGCAACAACAAGAAUUGUCAGCAAAGUCGUCACGUUCCGCGUCUCCGGAGCCGGCGGGGGACAGUUCCCCCUGCGAGUCGUACAGGCCGCUGCUGAGAACUCCCCCGCCGAGCCAUGUGGGACCGCCGCCCUCGCCGCCGGUGCCCACCAGCCCCGUGGCCCCCGUGGCGCCGCAGCCCGCGGGCCCGCUGCCACUCAUGCCCUGCCCCGUCUGCGCCCGCACCUUCGUACCCCAGUCACUGGCAAAACACGUCAAAAUAUGCGAGAAAACCAUGGCUAAGAAGCGAAAGACCUUCGACUCCUCGAGGCAGAGACGCGAAGGCACAGAUUUGGAACAGUACUUGCCAAAGAAUUUCGGUCUUCCAGAGAACAGCCCCUUCCUCGAGAAGAGCCCGCCCAACACUGCCAAGCCGACGCCUAAACCCAAACCUCAGUCAGUCAGGAGCACAAUAAAAAAGCCAACAGCGGAGCUACAACGGUGUCCGCACUGUUCGCGGGCGUUCGGCGUGCGCGCGUUCGAGCGGCAUGUGGAGUGGUGCGCCGACAAGGCGAAGAUCCUGCCCGCGGCCGCCGCCGCGCCGCCGCCGCCGCACAUCGCCGACGCCAAGCAGCGCCUCAACGCACGUACACAGUAUAAGGCACCCCUCGCACGUGGCAGGAAGUCAUCCCAGUCGCGCGACAAGACUACCAGCCGGUCGACGUCGGUGGAGUCGUCCCGCGGCGUGUCCCCGCCACCUCCCAGGGAGUUCGGCGACUACAAGCAGGGCCGCACCAGGGCCUCCGAAUCAAUGUCGAGUAACGACUGCCACGAAGACGGCGCUCCUCACGUGCCUGUCAUAAGGAAUUCAAGAACAACUCAAAACAAUUCAGGCGAUGCGAACGUGAAGGCGAGGCAGGCCAGACUUGCGAGAGAUAUUAGUAGUACUAGAAACUCCCGAAAUUCCAAAUGUUCCUUACAAAGUAACGCCGAACUAACCCUAACAAAUAAACCAUCGUCAAAUAACCUUAGAAAUCGAGUAAAUGUAAAGAAAAAGCAACAACUCAAAAAACUAGAGGAAAUCACAACUAAAUAUAAUGAAAGAAGAGAAAGGAUAAUAGAAGAAAAAAUCGGAUUGCCAAAACUUACUGAAGAUAGCAAAAGUCAAAUACCUGUUAUAAAGAAAACUGUAUUACAAAAAAGACGUUUUGUUAAAACAGGGACUAAUUCCACUGAAUUGGGGAGUCUCAAGGAAGAUGAUAAAGAUACGUUGCGUUCGGAACAAAAACCAAUUGAGAAACGAAAUCCAUCAUCAACAAGAAAACAAAAUGAUAAAUCAGAUAUCGCAAAGACCAAAAAACAAAACGUUAAAGAAAGCACUAUGAGUUUAGAUAGUCUCGAAGAUGUUCAAAGCAACAGGAGUAACAAUAGAAAUUAUCAAUCUAUUGGUAUCAAUACUGAACUGUUCUGUCCAAGUAUUCCUUGCAAAAUUUAUACCUGUCAAGAACAGACUAAAGAUGAAAAGAAAAAAACAAAAUAUUACGUGAAAGAACUAAAUGUAUCGAAGAAUUCAAAUUCGCUUGUUUCCGAUACAUCGGUGGAACUUUUAUAUAAAAACCCCAAGAUGGAAAUUUCUUAUGAUGAGCAAUCAAAAGAAGUAAGUGAAUCACAACUUGAUAUAAAAGAAAUGAAUUCUGUUAAUUGUAAUUUUCAAGAUACCGUGUAUGUGAAUGAAACAGAGAAAUAUUCUAAUCAUAGUGCUGCAACUGUAUCUACUAACGAAGGAUCCAGAGACAGAGAAACUGAAAAUAAAUAUGACGAAAUAAAUAAUUCGUUUGAAGAAUUUGAGGAAAACCAUAACGAACACGAUCUUAGUGCGGAGAUAUUUAAUGAUUCUGUUGAAGAUUUACGGCAACCGUCGAUAAAUAAUGAAAUGAGUCGUCAUGGAAGUGGUGAUACUUAUACGAAGGUGUCAGAAGGACCCACUGAAUUAGAAGAAUUUUUCAAUUUAACAGAUCAAAUGAUAAAUAUUAAAUCAGCAGAAGAUAAUUUCGAGAAAGAUAUGGAUGGAUUACAUACACCUAAUUCUAUUUCUAUUGAAGCUUUAAAUAAAACCGAUUUACAACAACAAAAUGUUGAUAAACAUGAAUUUUCCGAUGCAUUAGCGGAUUUAAAAAGCGAUUUAAAGGACAUAUUGAUUCAAACGACGGAUGUUAACACUGCUAAUAAUCUAAAGAAUGAUGACACAAAGACAAAUAUACAUGAUAUGGAACACAUCACCGUUUUUGAGCUGAAGUUCUAUGAGAAAGAAUUCGCAGAAGAAAUCCAGACUAUAGAAGAAGUAAAGCCCCAAUUAAAAUUACCUUCAAUAUCUGAAACGAAUAAUUUGAUGACAAAAGAACAAUCUCAUAGAAAAUUGUUAAAAACUACGAAAUCGAGUAAAAAAUACAAGAGUUUCAACAAGGAAACUCGAAAUAGUAUAGAAAACAAAACUUUCAUUGUUAACGAACUUCAACAAGGAGAUAAUAGCGAUUCGCAUUCGAUUUCCUCAGAAGCGCCUCCAUUAAAAUUACCUAAAAUCGAAAUUAAAAGCAGUAAUAAUGUAAAGGGCGACAACCUUUUCCCAUCCUCCGUCAAACGCUCCACAUCCCUCCUUGAUUCCAUACAGAAGAGAGGCACGCUGAAAGCGGAAUCUUCGAAGAACCGUCACAAAGCGGACCUUCUUGAACAGGAUAUAAUGCAAUCUCUCAAGGACUUUGAUAAAUUCUACGAGUCGGAGAGAAUAGAAAACAAUCAGCCCAGUAAAGACUUAAUUAGCAGCUCUAAGAAUGUCCACAAUUCUACAAAGAAGGAAUCGCGAAUGAAGGUCGAGAAGAAAAACAAUAAAAACGAACAAAUGUCGAAUGGUCAUUUCUCCCCCGGCGGAAAGCCCAGCAACGAUUCAGCGUAUAGCAGGUUAGUCAGCUUAAAUAGGAUAUCUCCAUCAAAAUUAUCGCUAUGUAACUCCAAAGAGCCGACGGACUCUGAAGCGCCGGAGCGAAGCCACGCCGGCUCGGAGUCCGUCGACAGCCACAAGGACGAGGUCAGGUCCGUCUCCAGCCAGGAGUUCCUCGCCAUGGAGCGAUCUACAGAACUGAACGAUCCUAUAGCCAAAGUCGACGCGCAGUACAAGGAGCUCGGUGUUCACACAUUAAGCGAAAAGCGCGUCAGUUCCCGAGCGUCGUCUCAACGCAGCGCUGUGUGGCGAUCGCGGCAGGAGUUGAGCUCGAGCGGCUCGGAGUCGUCUGUGCACGCGGAGCCGCCGGCCGCCGCGCGCCUCUCGCGCUUCUGCCACGAGUGCGGCAGCCGCUUCCCAGUCGACUCCGCCAAGUUCUGCAUCGAGUGCGGCGUGCGGCGGCUGCUCGUCUAGUUGCUCUAUGCACUUCGCUCGUCUAGCUAUUCUAUGACAGCGAAGCGUUCUCUAGUCUAUGACGUGUGACGUCACCGUGGCGGGAAUUCACGGUUUUUUGACAGUUGCUGUCGCCGAAAUCAAUAUUGGAUCUUUGAUUACCUUGUAAUAAAUAAAUUUGUGUAAAAUAGAAUGCAAAAAUUAUUGGAUCAGCUUUUAAGCAUCGAGUUUGAAUGCUAUUGCAAUCUUUAGGUUGAUUAUUUGAACCAAAAGAUUUGCAUAAAAUGGUUCGAGAUGAGAUAUUGAUUUCGGACGAUACUGUACACGAAUUUAUCAAAGGUAAACCUCUUCUUAUUAAAAUGAUAAUACCAAUUUCUUAUGAAAUAAUCAAACAGAUUUGGUUUUUAUCACUUGGUGCGUGUAUUUCAUACAUAAAUGUUUUUUCCAUGUUUGCAAAUCUUUUAGUUCUAGUUACAGAUAGUUUAUCUUUGACAAGCAACUGAAAUAACAUUCUGAGUUUUAAACAAUUGUUAAUCUGAAUAAGAAUCGUCAAUAUUUAUUUGUCUAUCAAUGCAAAUAUAUGUAUGUAGGUUGACUAUGGAGUUAGAUUUUAAAUUAUGAUCAAAAUUGUUAUGUUUCGCGACGAAAAGCUAGUUUGCUUUGAAUUAAUAGGAAUAUAGGUAAUAUUUAAUUAAUGAGUAGUUUAUACUACUUACUAUUUAACAAUGUGUUGUAUCUAAAUUAAUUAAAUGUUAUUUGGGAUACUAUAUGAUUGUGCCUUCUCUGUGUAGUUUUUCUUCCUAAGAUGGCAACACUACUUUGGAGUAAUGUUUGUUUUUUUCUUUACCAUGCUAUUUCCCGGCAGCAUUUUUUAAAUUAAGCAACUGUGAUAGUCUUUUCGGUUUUAAUACUUAUCCAAGUAUUUCCUUAGAAAUUUUGACAUUUAACUUAAUUCUUAAGUGCCAAUAACUUUUGGUUUUAAUAGAUUUUUGUGUAGGUAUUUAUAUUUUUGUUUUUAUUUUGCACUUGUUAACAAGGAUAUUGUUUUUAUUUUAUGAUUUUAAUACCCAAGCGAACAAAUUCUAAAUAAAAUCUCGUCUGUGCAUAUAGUUAGCCAUUUUAACAAGACUGAUUUAAUUUUUGGAAUAUCAAUGAACCUAACUAUAACCUAUAUCGUUUUAAUGUCUGUAUUGUGUAAUAAAAUUAACAUUAAU
Molecule: messenger RNA, 5338 nt
Organism: Papilio polytes (common Mormon)
Lineage: Eukaryota; Metazoa; Arthropoda; Insecta; Lepidoptera; Papilionidae
Product: probable cyclin-dependent serine/threonine-protein kinase DDB_G0292550
Exons: 10
Coding region: 702-4145 (1147 amino acids)
Source: RefSeq, a predicted model, not a curated record